Messenger RNA from Cotesia glomerata, 2176 nucleotides. RefSeq lists its product as uncharacterized. The transcript is spliced from 6 exons. Bases 150 to 2111 code for a protein of 653 amino acids. NCBI's taxonomy places the organism in Eukaryota, Metazoa, Arthropoda, Insecta, Hymenoptera, Braconidae. The record is from RefSeq and is a predicted model, not a curated record.
UCGCUGUAACUGAUAAUAAUUGUUUCAUUAUUAAAGGAAGAUUAAGUAUUUUCAACAGUAGGCUAAUAUAAACGACUGGAAUAAUAACUAACUAUUUAGUUGAAGACUGCUAGAGUUUAUACUACAUUGACAGAGAUUAGUAACUGAGAAUGAUUUUUAAAAGUUAUUUGUUGUUAAUAUCAUAUUUUGUUCUGCAAAAUCUCGCGACUGGGAUGAAUUUGCAUGAUUUAAGUAGCAUAGAAAUAUUCAUUAGUAAUGUUCGUGAAAGAGCGUGGUCAUAUUAUCAAGUGGAAAAUGCGAUAAUCAAGGGCGAUGAGAAGGAGGAUAUUUUGAAAGUGAUAUUCUAUGAUUUGAGAAAAAUAUUGACAGAGUUUAACAAUAUGUCUGCUGAUUCGCGAAAUGUAUUAUCAUCGGGCGGUUUAGUUUCUUUUAUUUCUACUUUGGAGAAAUUUGACCGUAAGAAUGGUUCUUUUUUGAGCUCUAAGCUGUCUGAUAAAUUGACGAAGAUAUUCAAUAUAAGUGAAACAAUAAAUUCAUACGUCGAGCCACUGUUACAAUUGGGGACCAAUAAUAUUUCUGAUAUUGAAGAUGUGCUUAAAUUCUGUCCAACUGAUGCAAACGCUGGACAAAACGAUCAAUUCAAAUAUGAAAAGCAGAUCAUUCUCAAGGAAUACAGAGAAUUUGUUGAGAAACUGACGACAGAGAUCAAGGAUGAUAAGCGGUUCAAUGUUUGUGGACAAACACCAUCAUUGAACCAAGCAGUUUUCAAUUACUAUCAUCAAGUUGUUGCCACGUAUCUCAAAGAGUAUGUAAUGCUCUACUACACUGAUAUUAUCGAUGCACGGUGCUUCAAUUUGAAAUCUGGUCCAUUGUUAAUGAUACGUCAUAACGAAUCUCUCAGCGAGUUAACAGAUAGUAUCAAACUGACAAAAGUCCUGCUUAAUAGAACCAACCACUACAUGCAUAGAUGUGAUGCAGAUCACCAUAAAAUCAGUUAUAACCAAGAUUCGUAUCUCGAAUUAAAUAUGAUUCAAUCAAUUAUAAUAGAGGAAAAAGAUAUGUCUACUGACGGAUAUUGUUCACACAAUUGCGAUUUGAAUAAUAUAAAAACAACAAUAAAUCAUCGAGAUUGUCAUGAAUUUCGUGAUUGUCAUUAUAUUGGUAGCACAAUCGAUUACUGUGAACCCAAUAAAGGAACAGCUUAUCCGCGGUUUAACUGGUUCAAAAGUGGGGAUGUCACUUAUGGUGAUGAUCAUCUUCAAUGCAAUGGCAGCCUAAAAAGAGUGUCCAGCUACUUCAAUUUGUUGAGGCGUGGUAGUUGCGAUUAUUGCGUUUGCUCAUGUGUCAAAGAAUCAGACGACGAUUCUGCAGUUGCAGCGAUCAGUUUCAGGGAACAGAUUACUGAUAUUCAUGCCAAUGAAGUUGUUGUGGGUGUGAGAUUCGUUAAGAAGGGCAGCUUGAUCCAUGUUCAGAUCAAAGAAGGCCAAUUAAAACCUUAUGGAAUUCGUAAAACUUCUUGGAAACCCCUGGAAACAUUCAUACGAUAUGGAAAAUGCAGAAGAUUCUCUGUUAUGAACAGCAAUUCAGUCAUGCGCCAGAUGACUAAAGGAGUAGAUUACGGAGAAGCCAAGUUUGUAAGCUUUGACGACAUGAUUGCACCCGAAGGAUUUGUUGUUACGGGUGUCAGGUUUGGAGUUUCACGGAAUCGGUUCAAUAAAGCGCGAGACAUGGUAGAUACGAUUCAAUUGGAAAUUCGUGUCUCACCUUAUGAUUACGUCAAAGGAGUAGUCUAUGAAGACUUAACUCAUUGGGUUAUUCCAGAUCAAUCUAUCUGGAGGCAGGAAUUCAUUCUGAUAAAUCCUGAUAAUCCAACAAAAUCAACUGUAAAUUAUGUAGACUCAACUCCGAUCAAAUUUGUUAGACUUCAAGCUUCAGAUUUGUUGAAAGACGCCGGGCAAUCUACGGUGCCGUUUUUUGAUGCUCAAGAUGUUGAGGGCAAACCUGAGUUUCCUUUAGGAGGAGUCGGGCUUGUUCAUCGUGGUCGCGAAGGUUAUGGAGGAUUUUUGGCAUUCAAAAUUUACGAUCUUAAUCUUUCGAAAUACUUCCAUUGAAAAUCAUUCAUAUUAUUUACUAUUUUUGUUCAGUUGUAGAAAAUAAAUUAAAAUUCUUAUCAGAA